AAAACUUCAUCAGCUAGCUUUCAAUCCGAGCUAAGCCAACCCCAUCAAUAUAUCUACGAUCAUUCAGCCUACCACCCAAAUGCUACAAUUCCAUCGUCUUCUCCUCUGUUUUCUCGUGGCCGCCGUUGCCACAUCCCAAACCCACCUCGAGAUGGUGGCGGAGGACCCGAGCGGCGGCUUGGCAGACGAUCCAAAGGUCCAAUACUGCGAGAGCUGGCGGCUGGCGGUGGAGACCAACAACGCCGGCGAGUGGAAGAAGGUGCCAUCUCGGUGCGUCGACGUGGUGGCGGACUACAUCAAAGGCCCGCAGUACCUGACAGAUUCCAAGAUGGUCGCCCGCCUAUCCCACGCCUAUGCCAAGACUGUCCAGCUCGCCGGCGAUGGCAAGGACGUCUGGAUCUUCGACGUCGACGAGACUUUGAUCUCUAAUUUCCUGCACUACACUCUCCAUGGAUAUGAGUCAAGAAUGUGUAAUGAAACGGCGUAUGAUCAAUGGGUGUAUACGGGGAAGGCGACGGCAUUGCCGUGGAGCUUGUGGCUCUACAGAAAGCUCCAAAGUCUUGGAUUUCAGUUGGUUCUCUUGACGGGUCGAAAGGAGCAUCAUCGCAACUCCACCGAGCAGAAUUUGAUGGCUGUUGGCUAUCGUUCAUGGAAAAAACUUAUCUUGAGGGAAUCUUUGGAUGCCACCAAGACAGCUAUGACGUAUAAAUCGGAGAAGCGAGCAGAGUUAGAGGCCGAAGGGUACACGAUUCACGGGAGCUCUGGAGACCAGUGGAGUGAUUUGCUGGGUCCACCAAUGGCCAAGCGAUCCUUUAAGUUACCAAACCCCAUGUACCAUAUUCCGUAGUCCCUGGCUCACCUUUCCCCUUGGGCGGAUAAAGCUUCUUGUACCAUGUGAGGCUUAUAAUUUAAAUAAGCAUCUAACUUAUUAUAUUACAAGAUUUUAUGAUGGGAUCUUAUUAAAACAAUGUGCAGCAUAGGUCAUGUACUGUGCCCU
Elaeis guineensis (African oil palm) is the source of this 997-nucleotide messenger RNA. Its product is annotated as acid phosphatase 1. The record is from RefSeq and is a predicted model, not a curated record. NCBI's taxonomy places the organism in Eukaryota, Viridiplantae, Streptophyta, Magnoliopsida, Arecales, Arecaceae. Gene Ontology annotation, molecular function: acid phosphatase activity.